Molecule: messenger RNA, 2701 nt
Organism: Podarcis muralis (Common wall lizard)
Lineage: Eukaryota; Metazoa; Chordata; Lepidosauria; Squamata; Lacertidae
Gene: NADSYN1
Product: NAD synthetase 1
Biological process (GO): NAD+ biosynthetic process
Cellular component (GO): cytoplasm
Molecular function (GO): glutaminase activity; NAD+ synthase (glutamine-hydrolyzing) activity; ATP binding
Source: RefSeq, a predicted model, not a curated record
AUGUGCCCGGCUCCCCCACCGGAAGCGAAAGGGUCCGCUUUUGCUCUGGGGGCUGUCGCUGUGUGUUGUUUACAGCCGACCUACUGUCGCCCAAGGGCUCCCGGGAGAAGCGAAGCCUCAGGCACCGAAGCACCAUGGGCAGGAAGGUGACUGUGGCCACCUGCGCCUUGAAUCAAUGGGCGCUGGAUUUUGACGGCAACCUGGAAAGGAUAUUGAGAAGUAUUGAAAUUGCUAAACAGAAGGGAGCAAGAUACCGGCUUGGGCCAGAACUUGAAAUUUGUGGAUAUGGCUGCUCUGAUCAUUACUAUGAGUCUGAUACACUUCUACAUUCAUUUCAAGUUCUGGCCAAACUUUUGGAAUCUCCUGUUACUCAAGACAUAAUCUGUGAUGUUGGAAUGCCUGUCAUGCACCGAAAUGUUCGCUACAAUUGCAGAGUGAUCUUCUUAAACAAGAAAAUACUUCUGAUACGACCAAAGAUGGCGCUGGCAAAUACAGGAAACUACCGGGAGAUGCGAUGGUUCACUCCUUGGAGUAGAUCACGGCAUGUGGAAGAGUAUUUUCCUCCCAGGAUGAUACAAGAGAUAACAGUUCAGGAAAGUGUCCCAUUUGGUGAUGCAGUUCUGGCAACUUUAGAUACCUGCAUAGGAAGUGAAAUCUGUGAAGAACUGUGGACACCAGUCAGUCCUCACAUUGAAAUGGGAAUUGAUGGAGUGGAGAUCUUCACAAAUUCUUCAGCGAGUCACCAUGUAUUGCGAAAAGCUAAUACCCGAGUGGAAUUGGUAAAUUUUGCAACAGCUAAGAAUGGUGGGAUAUAUGUCAUGGCUAACCAGAAAGGCUGUGAUGGCGAUCGUCUGUAUUAUGACGGCUGUGCUAUGAUCUCUAUGAAUGGAGACACUGUUGCUCAAGGACUUCAGUUUUCUCUGGAUGAUGUGGAAGUGUUGACUGCCACACUGGACUUGGAAGAUGUCAGAAGUUACAGGGCGGAAAUAUCCUCUCGAAACUUAGCAGGAAGCAGAGUGACUCCUUACCAUAGAAUAAAAGUAAAUUUUGCCCUGUCAUGUUUUGAUGACGUAUGUACACCUGUGAGCGAGCCAAUCCAGUGGAGGUAUCAUAGUCCUGAGGAAGAGAUCAGCCUUGGCCCUGCAUGUUGGCUUUGGGACUAUUUGCGGCGCAGUAAACAGGGAGGAUUUCUUUUGCCACUUAGUGGUGGCGUGGACAGUUCUUCUGCAGCCUGCGUUGUGUACUCCAUGUGUCUUCAGGUUUGUUAUGCAGUACAGAAUGGAAAUCAGAGUGUGCUGGACGAUGUGCGCAAAAUAGUAAAUGAUGAGGCCUACACACCAAAGGAGCCUCAGGAACUUUGUGGACGUGUCUUAACAACUUGCUACAUGGCUAGUGAAAACUCCUCUCAGGAAACAUGCAAUAGAGCCAGAUGUUUGGCUGAAGAGAUAGGCAGUUAUCAUAUAAACAUAAACAUAGAUGGAGCUGUGAAGGCUGUUUGGAGCAUUUUCAAUGCCGUAACAGGACGAUUGCCCCAGUAUAAAGUACAUGGAGGAAGUGCCACGGAAAAUAUGGCCCUACAAAAUGUGCAGGCCAGGAUAAGAAUGGUACUUGCCUACCUGUUUGCACAGCUGAGCCUAUGGAGUCGCGGAAUGCCAGGUGGACUGCUAGUACUUGGAACAUCUAAUGUGGAUGAAAGCCUUCGUGGAUAUUUCACAAAGUAUGACUGUUCCAGUGCUGACAUCAACCCUAUUGGUGGAAUUAGGAAGACAGACUUGAUCAGCUUCAUCCAGUAUUGCAUUGAUAAUUUUCACCUAACGUCGCUCAGAAGUGUUGUGUCUGCACCACCAACAGCAGAGUUGGAGCCCCUGAAAAAAGGAGAGGUCACUCAAUUAGAUGAGGAAGACAUGGGGAUGACGUAUGCUGAACUCUCUGUAUAUGGCAAACUAAGGAAAAUAGCCAAGUCUGGACCGUACACUAUGUUUUGCAAGCUAAUCACAAUGUGGAAAGAUAUUUGUACUCCAAGAGAGGUGGCGUCCAAGGUUAAGCAUUUCUUCCGAAUGUAUUCUAUCAAUCGACACAAAAUGACAAUUCUCACCCCAUCCUACCAUGCUGCAGACUAUAGCCCUGAUGACAACCGUUUUGAUCUGAGGCCCUUUCUUUAUAAUACCGCCUGGUCCUGGCAAUUCAGGUGCAUAGAUGAACAGGUUUCAAAAGUAGAAUCCAAGGAAGUGAACUCCAAGCUUGAAGAUGUGGCUUGAUUCCUCUCACUCUUGAUCAUAUCUUGAAGAUCAGAAUUUCUGCAGGUUCCCUGAAUUAUUUUCAUCAUUAUUUUUGAUCAUGUUACUGAUUUAUGUUACUGUAAUAUCAACAGUAGUAAACUAUUCAAACUGAACACAUAAAGUAUGAUUAUGGUUAUAAAAUUGUUCCAAUUACACAGUUUAGUAUGUUUUCUUGGUUUCUGAUUGUCUCUUUAUGAAGGACAUUUUAGUCCUUGUUUUGAAUCAUCCCUCUCCACAGUUUGACAUGAGACAGUCUCAGCUGUUUUUUAAAAUCAACAGCUUUUAUUUUUUUUAGAAAAAUCAACAAUCACCAAAAAUAAAUUAAACUAAAUGUUUAAACAGAAAAGAAGAAUAAGCACUGACGCAGAAUAAAAUUGCAGAAUUGAAUUGAAUCAGUCUAUUUUCUAAGAAAUUGCUCUUGC